AUGGCGCUUCUACCUAAGUGCGAGGCUGGAAUUAUCGGCAUCAACAUUCUCUAUGCAUUGGGAUUCUUAGAAUAUUCUUUUUCCUUUUACCUCUACAUCAUUUUUGCAGUUGUUUUAUGGAUGACCUUUUGUCUUUGCCUGUAUUUUGAGUUGUCAUGGCAGCAAAACAAGCAUUUCACCAAUAGAACAUUUUUCAGGCCUCGUGCAAAACCUGCCUUCUGGACAAUGCUUUUAUUUCCUAUUACUCUCUUUUCUCUGCUCACCUCAUCAGUGCUUGACACAACUGCUACAAUGUUGAUAUUGCAAGCAGGACUACUUCUUGUGCAACCACUAUUUCUUGCUGGUAUCCUUUGGUGGUCUCAAGCUAAAGACAUACAGAAAAUAUGCAUUAAAUUUAGUGCAAUAGCAGGUUUACUAGAGAUUCCUCUUGUGUUCUUCAUGAGUUUUCAUGUUGGAAUUGACUUCCCAGCAUCUACAAGCCUGGUUCUAAUGGUCUUUGGUCAUCUCUAUACUCUACAAGGCCUUAUUUUCUUUUUACCCAAAACUUUUACUUAUGGAGAAGUAUCUUUGGUUUCUCAAAUGAUGGUAUUUUUCACAUACAGGAGUUGCAGUAUCAUUUUACAAGCAAAACAGAACUUGGAUUUACCAGACAAAGAUGAACUCAUGUCUACUGUAAUGUUUUGUCUUAUGGUAGCAGUGGUAAUUUUCCAUUUCUUUCCGGAUCCACUAAAUGCUAGCAGAUUCUAUGGAACCUACAUUGGAAUUGGCAUUGUAUUUGCCAUUUAUUGGUUUGCUCGUUUGUAUCCAUAUAAUUUACAAGCAAUUAUCUCCAACUUUGAUAUCUCAGUUUCCAAGGUCUGUUUACUGCUGUACUGGUGCGUUUGGGCAGGUUUUGCUAUCAAAGUGGUCAUCAACUAUAAUACAAGCAAAGACCCAACAACCACUAUUGUGAGGAAAUAUUUUCACCUUGUCAUGGUUGGGGUUUACUUUCCUGGUCUCCUCAUUGAUACACAGUUUUUGUCACUCGCUGCAUCUUUGGCUUUUGCCAUUCUUUUGGGACUUGAGCAAGUGAGAAUGUACAAAGUGCCUCCAUUUGGUUCUCUUCUUCAUAAAAGCCUGUCUAUCUUCCUUGAUGAUAAGGACACAGGACCUUUCUUUGUGACCCAUAUUUACCUACUGAUUGGAUUUUCAGUACCUGUGUGGUUAUCAGCUACCAACGCCAUACUGCAUACGCACUACGUGAGCGCUUUUGCAGGAUUCCUCUCUCUUGGCAUUGGAGACUCGGCAGCUUCCACCUUUGGUAGCAAGUUUGGAAAGAUAAAGUUAUCAGGCACAAGUAAAACAUUUGAAGGGACGUUAUUCUCUAUUAUUGCUCAACUGAUUUUUGUUUGGUACCUGAGCUUUAUGGUUCACUUUCCAAUCAAUCUGCGACUAGUUUUCACCAUUGCUAUCACUUCUCUUUAUGAAGCCUUCACAGACCAAAUUGACAAUCUUGUGCUACCUUUACUUAUUUUUCCUUUCCUCAAUCUCUUGUAA
Acanthosepion pharaonis is the source of this 1536-nucleotide messenger RNA. The record is from the annotation of a GenBank genome assembly. Lineage: Eukaryota; Metazoa; Mollusca; Cephalopoda; Sepiida; Sepiidae.